Mus musculus (house mouse) is the source of this 1668-nucleotide messenger RNA. It is a transcript of the gene Or10am5, whose product is annotated as olfactory receptor family 10 subfamily AM member 5. Gene Ontology annotation, molecular function: olfactory receptor activity; G protein-coupled receptor activity. Gene Ontology annotation, cellular component: plasma membrane; membrane. The coding region runs from base 440 to 1393 and encodes 317 amino acids. The transcript has 2 exons. The record is from RefSeq and is a predicted model, not a curated record. Gene Ontology annotation, biological process: signal transduction; G protein-coupled receptor signaling pathway. NCBI's taxonomy places the organism in Eukaryota, Metazoa, Chordata, Mammalia, Rodentia, Muridae.
UAGGGCAAUAUUUCACAUAUGAAUACUUUGUGUGAUGACUGCUAUAACCAAGCUAACACAGCCUUCAGCUGACAUAGUUGCCUCCACCUGUGAGUCAUGGAUUUAAGAGUCAACUUCUUAUCAAGAUACAACAUAACCUCCAUUAACUGCAGACAUCACGCUGCCAAAAUAAGGUACGUCUGUCUUCUUCUUCAAAACAAUGAUGUCCUGGUUUCUUUGUGAUGGAACGAGUAUUUAGAGGUGUGGAACUUCUUGUUUACUUUCCAUCGCAUGGCUGCGGAAGGAGGAAUCCCAUAUCUGAACCAGCCACAUCUGAGCUCUGCCACAAACAGCAGGGAAUCUAGGACAAAGGUCCCAGCAUCAAGACUCACCAUUUCCACCAGCACUCCAUAGGGUUCCUCCCUGGUCCUUAAACACAGUACCUGCGAAUCCUGGGCCCAUGCCACCCUUCUGGGAAGCGCCACCCUGGGCCAAUCAGAGCCGAGCACGCGAGCUGGAGUUCGUGCUGCUGGGUUUUGCACACGUGCCCUCACUACGCCCGAUGCUUGCAGCGCUCUUCCUGGCAGCCUUCCUGCUCACAAUGUCAGGGAACUCGCUCAUCGUCUUGCUCACCAGCCUGGACUUCGGCCUCCGCACGCCCAUGUACUUCUUCCUGCGCCAACUGGCGCUGGUAGAGAUCUGCUUCUCACUGGACGUGGCACCCCGCCUGCUGGUGACCCUGCUGCAGCCUGGACGUGGGGUGUCCCCCACGAGCUGUGCCCUGCAGCUGCUCCUUGUGCUGUCCUGUGUCACAUCUGAGUGCUUCCUUCUCAUGGUCAUGGCCUGGGAUCGCUUUCUGGCCAUCUGCAGGCCACUGCGCUAUGGCGCCAUCAUGAGCCCGCAGCUGUGCUACCUGCUAGCUACUACCUGCUGGCUGGCGGGAAUCCCUGUGGCACUCGUCUUCACCAUCUGGCUCUUUAACUUCCCCUUCUGUGGGCCACGUGGCAUCCGACACUUCUUUUGUGACAUAGCACCUCUGCUGAGCCUGGUGUGUGCAGACACCAGAGUUUUCGAGGCCAAUGUGUUUGUGGCCACCGUCCUCGUCAUCAUGGUUCCCUUCUGUCUCAUAGCCACAUCCUAUGUGAUGAUUCUGGUUGCUGUCCUUAGGAUGCCAUCGGCCUCUGGGCGCCACAAGGCCCUGUCCACCUGCGCCUCCCAUCUCAUAGUGGUAAUUCUGUUCUAUGGCACAACAGGGGUCAUCCACUUGCGCCCCAAGGCCAGCUACUCUCCAGAGAGCAAGCAAGUGGUGUCGCUGUCAUACACCAUGGUGACCCCUAUGCUUAACCCCCUCAUCUACAGCCUGCGGAACAAGGAGGUCAAGGCUGCCUUUGGGCGUGUAUGCUGUGGACGCUAAGAGUCCAGACUCCAUGAAUGAACUCUCUCCUCUGCCAGCUUUCAGCGUCAGAUAAUUAUUGAGGCCCACUUUCCCAGUGUGGCUUAACACCCUGACUUUCUUCUAGGAAACCCAUGCCAUUUCUCUACCUAAGAGAAUGCAGAACAGCAAAUUCUGAUCAGGAUUAUUUUAAAUAAAGGUAGGCAAAUGAAUCCACUUAGCCAACUAGAGUGCACUAGCUAGCAUCUUCGGCAAGAAUGACAUGUAACACACCAUCUUAAAAUUUAGUGUCAUAA